Molecule: messenger RNA, 2514 nt
Organism: Durusdinium trenchii
Lineage: Eukaryota; Dinophyceae; Suessiales; Symbiodiniaceae
Source: the annotation of a GenBank genome assembly
GUCUCCACUGUCCACCGACCCUGCGACCCCGCGCAAUGGAGAAGUUCAGUGUUUUGCAGCUCUUGGAACAGGCGGGCCGUGCCCAUGAAACGGAGCUGGCCGCACUUCAAGAGGCCAACACGCGUUUGACGAAGGAGCUCGAAGAGCUUCUGCCAGGACCGAAAGCCUCGGCUUCGGCCUCCAUGGAGGCGCCACCGCAGACUCCACCGAAGCUGCACAUCGCCCACCUCAUCGCAGGACCUAGCCGUUUGGGCAGCCGAGUAAGCUUCGACGAGGGAGGCGUGGCGAAGAGCAUCUCGGUGGACCAGAGCCCCUCCGCGGAGCACACGCCCAGAGCCCUGAAGUCAGACGAGGAAGGGGAGGAGGAAGAUGCCAGUCCCAGACCUUGGAGUGUUCCGUUGCCGGGCGCGGUGCUAUCUGCGCCAGCUGCAGGUGACGCAGAUGCUCGUCGCGCCUCAGACUUCUCCCAAGUGGUGCCGCAGGCGGAGGGCGAGAGCCCGCCUCGGCUGCUGUCACCGAGCCGCACCGCCGACACCGAGGCCUUGGCUCGUCUACGCAACGAUCAGUUGGACACGCAAGCGCCAUUGAAGUUGGCAUUGGCUUGGAGAAAGAAGAACUCUGGCACGAUGUCGAAAGUGGCCAGGACUGUGACAAGCAACACCCAAAAACACCUCAGCCUGCACGACGACGACGAGUGCUUCCUGUGCCGCAUCCUCGACAGGCUGGUCUUGGAUCCGAGCAGUCCCAAGCGGAUGGCGUUCGAGGUCUUUGGUUUGGUUUUGAUCGUCUAUGACCUCUUUUGGCUUCCCAUGCAGGUCUUUGAUCCACCGGGGAGUACCUUCACGGAGGUCAUGGGCUGGAUGUCCAGUGUCUACUGGGCGGUGGACAUUCCCAUGAGCCUCCUCGUGGGACACCUCUCGCGCGGCAUCAUUGAGAUGAAGGUCCGGGUGAUCGCACGCUUGUACCUUCGAGGAUGGUUCUGGUUCGACCUCACGGUGGUCUCAGUGGAUUGGGUCUUGAACAUCAUGGAGGUGGUCAACAACACCAAGAACGUGGGAGGCAUCAGCGCCUUACGCUUGGGCAAGGGCGUCCGAGUGCUGCGCGUCUUCCGGCUGAUCCGCGUUCUCAAGGGCGGCGGCAUCCUACAGGAGCUGUUGGAUACGAUCCAUUCGGAGCACUGCAUCAUCAUCGUGGGCAUUGUGAAGCUCUUGGCUUUGAUCCUUUGUGUGAACCACAUCAUCGCCUGCCUUUGGUUCUGGGUGGGAAGCUCCGAACACGCGGUGAACUGGAUCUCCGAAGCGGAGAUUCUUCCAAGAACGAUUGCUUACAAGUAUGCGACAUGCCUUCACUGGAGCUUGACGCAGUUUACGCCUGCCUCGAUGGAAGUCUAUCCCACUAAUGAGGAGGAACGUACCUUCACGGUGUGUGUCAUCGUCUCGGCCAUGGUGAUUUUCUCCUCGUUCAUCUCGGCGAUCACCAACGCCAUGACGCAGCUGCGGAACUUGAACAAAGAAAAGAUCGAGCAGUUCUCCCUGUUGCGGAAGUAUCUCACGCAGUGUAAUGUCUCUGGAGGCCUUCUCGCACGCGUGUUGCAAUCCAUGAGCUCCGCGAUGAACAAGAACAAGCGACGGGUCCAUGAAGAAGACAUCAAGGUCCUCCACUUGUUGCCCUUGAGCUUGCGACAGGACAUGAACCAAGAGGUCUACAGCCCUCAUUUCGUGGUCCAUCCCUUCUUUUCGGUCUGUGCCUCCUGUUUCGACACCUAUGUGCGGAAGCUCUACUCCGCGGGUUUGAGGACGAAGUUCGUCCCCUCGAACCAGGAGAUUAUCACCUCUGGGGAGCAGGCCAAGGAGAUGUUCUUCAUCAUCACUGGCAGUAUGAACUACAAAUCUGAUCGUCAGCUCUCACCGCUCCCUGUGACCAUCCAAGAAGGCACGUGGCUCGCGGAAGCUUCCUUGUGGCUUCAAUGGCAGCACAACGGCCUUGGCAACACGGUCACGGAGUGUGACGUGUUGGUCCUGGAUGCCGCCAAAUUUCAGGAGAUCUUCAAGGACGACGUCACGGUGAAGCACUACGCCGUCGCUUUCUGGGAGCAUUUCAUGUCGAAUCCCGCGGAUCUCACCGAUGCCUGGGCCGACGAGGAUUUGCUCUUCCAAUGGUCCACCGAAGCCCUACAGACGGCGGAGCAGUGUAUGGGUAGCGUGAUCGAGCCGGACCACCGGAACACCGCCUUUUCGCGGCACGUGACCCAGAAGCGCCGCUCCAGCAGCGCCAUGCUGGAUGAGACCAUCCUCAAGGACUACCCUCGCGCACACUCGGCAGACGCGGUGGAGAUGAGUCCAUGAGGUUCGAGGACCGAGACACGAUGAGCGGCAGCUUUUUCUUUGGCCCUGCUUCUUCGGGUCCUAAAAGUGCUACACUACGUGGCACUGGACCCGUGGCCGCGCGUCUGACGCGCUCAGCUUGCUUUUUAGUUUGGGACUUUUCUUGGCUUGGGAAGAGUUUGGUUGCUUC